AUGCCUGCAGUCCUCCAGGUGUCAGACGACAGCAACCCACUCUAUAUAGAGUCCUGUCAAGCGCUAGAUCAUUCCACCGAGUUUGCCAAAGAUACCUUGCUCAAGGAUCACUGGUGCGGAUGGGUGCUUUCCAACUCGACCGUCACGGCGGAAUGGAUUUUCCUACAGUAUAUCCUGGGGCGGGAAAUCAGCCAAGACGACCGUGAGGGCUUUUUAAAAUAUUUCAAACUCUCGCAGAGAGCCGACGGGUCCUGGUCCAUUGCUACCCAAACCACAACCGAAGGCAACAUAUCCUGCACGGUCGAAGCCUACCUCGCUCUCAAGAUCUUGGGCAUCAGUCCCAAGGAGGACUACAUGGUUCGAGCGCGGGACUAUGUCCGAAGCCACGGUGGAGCCGAGAAGAUGCGGAUGCUCAGCAGGUUCCACCUGGCCAUGUUUGGGCUGGUCCCGUGGGCAUCGGUUCCUCAGAUGCCGCCAGAGCUCAUCUUCCUCCCGUCGUGGGCCCUGAUCAACGUUUACAAGUUUGCAUCCUGGGCCCGCGCCAGCAUCGUGGGCCUUUGCGUGUUGCGUGUGUACGAGCCGCUCUACGCCCUUCCCAACGGGAGGGAUGCGGACAACGACUACAUCGACGAGCUGUGGCUGGACCCGUCGGAAAAGGUCCUACCUUAUACGAAGCCUUAUAUGCAACUGAUCAGGACUUCCCCGCUGGGUAUCCUCUUCCAGCUCGGCGACUUGUUCCUGUGGUUCCUUUCGUUCCUGGGAUUUUGGUUUCUGCGGCGCAGGGCAAUCUCGGCAUGCACAACUUGGAUACUUGAGCGGCAAGAAACCUCGGGCGACUGGGCCGGCAUCUACCCACCCAUGCACAACAACAUCCUGGUCCUGAUGCUCCGAGGUCUCAGUCAGGACGAUCCCGUCAUUCAGGGCGCACUCGCCGCCUGCGAGAGGUUUCUGGCCGAAGACCCCAGCCACGGCAAGUGGAUGCAGCCCAGCGUCUCCCCGGUGUGGGACACCUUUUUGAUGAUCAGGGCUCUGGCCGACGCCAACCUGACGCACAAGGACGACAAGCUGCUCGCCAAGCCCGUGGAGUGGGUUUUGGCGCAGCAGAUCGACGACGACCACAUCGGCGACUGGCGCAUCUACAGGCCAAACAUACCCGCCGGCGGCUUCGCGUUUGAGUAUUUCAACAAGUGGUACCCUGACGUCGACGACACCGCCGUCGGGGUGGUGGCCCUGCUCCGCCACGACCCUGCCCUCGUCAACGACCCCAAGAUGCUCAUGGCUGCGGCCUGGACCGUCGGCAUGCAAAACAGAGACUCUGGCUGGGCCGCCUUUGACGCCGACAACGACGCCUACUACCUCCACGCCACUCCCUUCUCCGACAUGGACAGCCUGUGCGACAGCUCCACCCCGGACGUCACCGCCCACGUCCUCGAGAUGCUGGGUCUGAUGUACCGGCUGCAGCGCCAGGGCAAGGUCAAGAACCCCGAGAUGCUGACCUUCCUGUCCCAGUCCCGCCCGGCCUGCGACAGAGGCCUCGCGUAUCUCUUGAACUCCCAGGAGGCCUUUGGCGGUUGGUACGGCCGCUGGGGCGUGAACUACAUCUUUGGCACCAGCGCCGCCGUCUGCGCCAUGGCGUACUUCAAGGACCGCAAAGGAGUCUCGGGCAAGAUGGCGAGCGGCGUCGAGUGGCUCCGGUCCCGGCAGAACCCGGACGGCGGCUGGGGCGAGCUGCUCGAGUCCUACGACGACAAGGCGCUGGCCGGAAGGGGCAGGUCGACCCCUUCGCAGACCGCGUGGGCCCUGCAGGCGUUGCUGGAGCUGGAGGACCCUCGGGGAAAGGUGGUCGAGUCGGGUGUCAACUGGCUACUCAGACAUCAAGUCACCAGCGCCAGCAAGAAAUCGGGUCUCGUCUCGGCCACCUGGCCCGAGGAGGACUUCACGGCCACUGGAUUCCCCGGUCACUUUUAUCUCAAGUAUGAGCUCUACAGCCACUACUUCCCGAUGAUGGCGCUUGGUAGAUAUAAGAGUGCCAUUAAGGAAAGUUCCUGA
Pyricularia grisea is the source of this 2049-nucleotide messenger RNA. RefSeq lists its product as uncharacterized. Gene Ontology annotation, biological process: triterpenoid biosynthetic process. The record is from RefSeq and is a predicted model, not a curated record. The transcript has a single exon. Bases 1 to 2049 code for a protein of 682 amino acids. NCBI's taxonomy places the organism in Eukaryota, Fungi, Ascomycota, Sordariomycetes, Magnaporthales, Pyriculariaceae. Gene Ontology annotation, cellular component: lipid droplet. Gene Ontology annotation, molecular function: intramolecular transferase activity.